Messenger RNA from Daldinia vernicosa, 444 nucleotides. RefSeq lists its product as uncharacterized. The record is from RefSeq and is a predicted model, not a curated record. Lineage: Eukaryota; Fungi; Ascomycota; Sordariomycetes; Xylariales; Hypoxylaceae. The transcript has a single exon. The coding region runs from base 1 to 444 and encodes 147 amino acids.
AUGUGUACCGGUACGUGUUGGGUUUACAAGUGCAGCCGAUGCGGCGGUACUAUCCUCAAAGACACCAGCAUCUCGGGGCACACGUGCAACGCCGCGCGACGGAACAGGAACCGCGGAUGCUGCCGUACAGGCGUCGAGUAUAUGUUUUACGACAAGGAUUCCGACGAGAUGUGCGGGCUGUGCGAGAUCACCGAGGAGUUAAAUAUGAUCAACGCCGAAUUCGAAUCCGACUACGAGUCCUGUGCUAGUAGCAUUUCUGGAGAGUACGAGUCUUGCUUUAGUGGCGUUGUUGGUGGCGGCAAGGAUGAUGAGAAUGACGAUGACGAUGAUGAGGGAGGCGUCUCGUUGAGUGAGAACGAGGAUACGAAUGGUGAUGGUGGGGAUCCUAUCAAGGAAAAUGAAGAUGCCAAGAUAAGUCCUCAACAGUGUUCCGAAAAUUGCUAA